This is a messenger RNA of Cicer arietinum (chickpea), 765 nucleotides long. RefSeq lists its product as uncharacterized. The record is from RefSeq and is a predicted model, not a curated record. Lineage: Eukaryota; Viridiplantae; Streptophyta; Magnoliopsida; Fabales; Fabaceae.
GAUGUAGCAUGUGCUUGGGUUCAGCCCUUUAGGUUUGAUGAGAGAGAUAAGAGAAGUCAAUAAAAAGGAGUGAUGUUCCUUCCAUCAUCAGUAGCCUCAUCUCACGGAUCUUGCCUCUCUCUGUCUGUGUUCCUCUUCCUCCCACUUUUAUUAUAUUAUAUAAAAGCCCUAGAGAGAAUACAUUCAUUGCAAAGAUAAGGUAAGCAGCAUAUUCAAAGACCUUUUCUUGUGUCAACUACCAAUUCAGUUAAACCCAAAUGGCUUCUUGGAAGAAAACCAUCACAACACCAUUCAAAAAAGCUUGUACUUUCUUUAACCAGCAACCACCAAGGGAUCUUAAGAAGUCUCAAACAGAGCAAGAGAGGCGUGUAAUGGAUCUACAUGGUGAAGUGAUGGCAUGUGGAUAUGAAGAUGUUCAAGUUAUGUGGUCAAUUCUGGAUAGGUCCAAAGCCACAUCAACAGACUGUAACAUAACUUCUUCAACAUGAAUUUUAACCAAUUCCAUCCACAAACAAAAAUUAGCGAAUGUUUUUUAUAUGCUAAUUAAUGUUAAAUUCAUAUAUAGUUAAUGGCUGCUCAUAGCUUUUGAAUCUGUAAUGGAAAUUAAGAUAUUGAUGUGUAGUACAAGUUUGAAUGAGUGCCCCUUUUUCUUUGACCAAGAAUUAAGGUGGCGGUUUUAGUUUGUAACUUGUUGGGAAUCCCUGUGAUUUAUGAAACAAAAUCAUGGUGAGAUUUUUAUUGAAAGGUAUAUUCUUUUGGCUUUCA